GCGAAGGAAAGAAUUUUCAGAUUUCUGCUCUUCCUUUGACAUUCAAUACGUAUACAUACGUCACGUCACGCUAAACCUGUUAGACUUAUUCAGCGUUACGACUUUAUCUUCCAACUCGACUGCGUUGCGGAGCUGAUUAUGAGUGCAUUCUCUUUGCUUUUUUCAUUGGCCUCCUGCAGCCUGCUGCCGCUGCCGUGAAUACGUGACGGUUUUAGUUAAAAACAAUUCUUGCUAAAAAUUUGACUGGGACACGAACUCUCGGACUCCACUUGAAAGAAUUUUUAUUCUUUCUCAUCGAGGACAACCAUGGGUGGCAGAGGAAGAGGAAGAGGCCGUGGGCGAGGCCAGCAACAGAAAAAGGAUGACGAAUUUCCAGCAGUGGGUCGGCUGCAGAUCGACAUCGACAAGUCGAGUCCCGUGCAGGCGGGGCGAGGCCAGGUCGGCGGGAACAUGUCCAAGGGCUCGCCGGCGUCCAGCAGCUCGUGCUCGUCGUCCGCGGCGACCACGCCCAGAGACAGCCAGUCUUCUACGCCGGCCGGACAGUCGUCCAGCACCGCCAGCAGUCAGGCGUCUACGCCCAGUAGCACCACCAGUGCCUUAGCCAAAUUCAAAUAUCCUGCUCGAACUGGACUAGGGACCCGCGGCACUCCAAUGAAUGUGGUGACAAACCACUUUGAGAUCAUGGUUAGGAAUAAGCAAAUGGACAUCACAGAGUACGACGUGGACAUUAAAUUGAUCAGUGAGAAGGAUAACACGCUGAAGGACUGUCCCAAGAAAUACUUAAAGCGCGGCAUGUACGCGUUUGGUGAGAGAAUGUGGCCCGAUCGGCACCCUGCAUUUGACGGCAGCAAAUUACUCUUCAGCUGCGGACAAAAACUGAUUAAUGGGCCGUUGACCGCGGAGGUGGCCGUGAGAAAUGAAGAUCGUUUCGACCAGUUUGGCCAAGCAGAAACCGCCAAACUGCGGAUCACGGUGAAAGAGGUGAACAAAGUGAGCCUGUCUGAAAUUGGCGAUUUCAUGCGCAACAAGAACACAGUCCAAUUUCCCCAACUGGCCAUCCAGGCCAUCGACGUCGUCUUGCGCAACUCUGGCAUGACCGGAUUCUUGCAAGUGGGCCGCAGCUUUUUCUUCCCUCCUAAAAAUCCAAAGAGCCUUGGAGGUGGCAUGGACCUUUGGUACGGCGUCUUCCAAAGCGCCACCCUUGGCACUGGAAGGGUCUUCCUCAAUGUGGACGUGGCCCACAAGGGUUUUCCGCGUGCUCAAUGGGUGCGAGACCUGGUUGCCGACCUGGGGACUCCCCCACCAAAAUUCAACCAGCCUCCGCCACCGCGUUUCAACCCUGAGACUGAGUACCAGUACGGCACCAAACGUUUCCUUGAUGAGCAGCUUUGUAACUUUCUCAAAGGUCUCAAGGUUGAGUACGAGGUUCCAAACAUUGCCAACUCCAAAAGGGUUUACAGAGUGAAUAACGUUGUUGCUGGACCUCUUGAACACAGAUUCACUCACGAGGACGAAAAAGGACAGAAGAAAGUGAUGACCGUGGCAGAGUACUUUGCCAAAGAGAGACGAUACAGAAUCCGUUUUCCCAACUGGCCCUGUCUGCACGUGGGAAGCAAGGACAGGAAUAUCUUGGUGCCCAUGGAACUUUGUCGAGUAGCUCCAAAUCAGGCGACAGUCAAAAAGCUGAAUGAGGAACAGACCAGGGUCAUGGUCAGAGAAGCAGCCACCAAGCCGAACGUCCGCAAAGCCAAGAUCUUAGACGCCUUCAAGAGCCUGAGAUUGAAUGAGGACAAAUGUCUCGAGGAAUUCGGUAUCAAUGUUCAGGCGGCGAUGACUCAGGUGACAGGCAGAGUGCUGCCUCCACCCGCCCUCAAGUACAGGUCGGAGCAGCAGAUCAGGGUCAGGAACGGCGAAUGGAACAUGGACAGGGAGAAGUUCCAGGUGGCCGCCAGAGCUGUGCAGAACUGGGCCAUCGUUGAUCUCUGUGGAGCUGACAGAGACAUUCAGAAAUUGACAAGUCAGUUGGCUAUGACUGGAGCCAGCCUCGGCAUGACUUUUGACGAAAGACCAAAAAUCAUUAGGAGCGAGCGGAGGCUGAACUCCAUUCGCGACUUGACCCAAUUCCUGGAAAACAAAGCUAGGGAAGGCCCCUUUGACCUGGCUGUCGUCCUCAUUCCAGACUAUGUCUCUGGACAAAGUCCAUACCCCGUGGUGAAGCAAGUACUGGAGCUGAAGUGGAAAAUGCUGACCCAGUGCAUUCGACAGAGGACGUUGAGGAAGCUCGACAAGUCGACUGUCACCAACAUCCUUCUUAAAAUCAAUUCCAAGUUAGAUGGCAAGAACCACAGCCUGCACAAGGACAGCAGGCCGCCCUGCUUCAAUCAGAUCGUGAUGAUCAUGGGAGCAGACGUCACGCACCCGCCACCAGACUCCAAGACUUGCCCCUCAGUCGCAGCCGUGACUGCUAGCCACGACAAGGAAGACGUGUUCAAGUUCAACAUGCAGUGGCGGCUGCAGCCGCCCAGAGUGGAGGAAAUCCUGGACAUGGAGAACAUUACGUUGGCGCACCUCAAGUACUUUGCGUCCAAGAAUGGCGGAAAAUUCCCAAACCGCAUCAUCUUCUUCAGGGAUGGCGUCAGCGAUGGACAGUUCGCCAUGGUGCUUCGCUGCGAACUGUCAGCCAUUCGCAAGGCGUGCAGAACCAUCGGGCAGACGUAUCAACCGCAAAUCACGUUUUUGGUGGUGCAGAAGCGACACCACACCCGGUUCUUUCCAGACCAAAGAGAUAAAUUGGCUGAUAGGAACGGAAACGUGCCUGCUGGCUUCGUGGUGGACAACACCAUCACGCACCCGAGGGACAUGGACUUUUACCUAGUCAGCCACCAGAGCAUCCAGGGCACGUCUCGGCCGACCAAGUACAAGGUGUUGUACGACGACGCCAACAUGACUGCGGACGAGGUGGAGCAGCUCACCUUCUACCUGUGCCAUCUGUACACCAGGUGCAACCGCAGCGUCUCCUACCCUGCGCCAACUUACUACGCACACCUUGCCGCCUUCCGCGCCAAGCACUACUAUAACGAGGGGCGUUCCACUGUUGACAUCAAUAACGAAGCGGCUCUGAAUCGGGAGAGCGUCAAGCUGAAUGAGACAAUGCAGCAGUUCAUCCAGAAACACCCCAUGUUCUUCGUUUAGAAGCUAAGUUUCUUGAUCCCGCUUCUUUUACUAUCUUAACGAAAUUGUGUGAAUUUAAGUCAGAUUUUUCCGUUCUUUAUUUUAAUCUGCUACAAAAGUUCUGAAUUGUUAACAUAGAAUGUGUGGUGUAGAUUUAAAUUUAAAAAUUUAUGACUGGCUCUUGAGGGUAAUAAUUGUCAUUCCUUAAAAUGCUGGUCAAACAAGAAGCAAUGUCACUUUUUGCUUGAAAGAUACAUAUUAAUAUUGAUAACUUAAUUAUUCAGACAAUAAUUAUGAUUUUAUCUCUGUAAUGCAAGCCUCUGUGUAAUAAAGUGAGAUAGUUUUCGGUUUAUAAAUU
Cloeon dipterum is the source of this 3529-nucleotide messenger RNA. Its product is annotated as protein argonaute-2-like. The record is from RefSeq and is a predicted model, not a curated record. The transcript is spliced from 18 exons. The coding region runs from base 307 to 3192 and encodes 961 amino acids. NCBI's taxonomy places the organism in Eukaryota, Metazoa, Arthropoda, Insecta, Ephemeroptera, Baetidae. Gene Ontology annotation, molecular function: miRNA binding; protein binding; single-stranded RNA binding. Gene Ontology annotation, biological process: regulatory ncRNA-mediated post-transcriptional gene silencing.